This is a messenger RNA of Xyrauchen texanus (razorback sucker), 1094 nucleotides long. RefSeq lists its product as uncharacterized. NCBI's taxonomy places the organism in Eukaryota, Metazoa, Chordata, Actinopteri, Cypriniformes, Catostomidae. The coding region runs from base 68 to 358 and encodes 96 amino acids. The transcript is spliced from 3 exons. The record is from RefSeq and is a predicted model, not a curated record.
UGCUGAUAUUGAGAUUGUAUAUGAACGGAGACCGACGAAAGAACAAGCGGAAUUGGCCACCAGACUAAUGCUUCCUCAGACAUUCUUCUGUGACAAAAAUGAGCCAGUAGACCAAAGAGAUGAUGAUGAUGAUGAUGAUGAUGAUGAUGAUGAUGAUGAUGAUGAUGAUGAUGAAGAUUUUGAAAUGGCAGUGGGAUCUCUGAAUGGAAAUCUGUAUCCUGAUGUUCUUGUGCAAGGAGAUGCAGCAUGUCACGAUGCUAAUGUUAAUUUAGAAAAUCCCGGAGCUGCAAUGGAGAGUCAGAAUCACAGAUGGGAAGAGGAAUCCGAUGAUGAUGAUCUGUAUUCCGACAUUUACUGAAUUUACUGUCUGUGAUGUUCAUGAAAUACUCGCUUUACAUUAAACUUGAUUGUUUGAGAUGUUUGAUUAUACUAUGUCACUCUUUUAUCUGUUUUGUACAGCACUUUGUUUCAGCAGUAAACGUGCUUUAAAAAUAAACUUGAGUAAUCAUGUAGAUAUCCAUCACUUCCCUGAUGUAUACCGUCAAUCAGAAUGUAAAUAUGAUGUAUCUUUAGUGGUGUAUAACGCUUAGUGGAAAAACUGAGGAGACUUCUCAACUCAAUCUCAAAAGUAGUGAUUGAUUAAAUAAUACAGUGAUGUAAUCACCAAAAUGGUUUCAACAUUGACAACGUAAUAUUAUCAUUAUUAAUGUAAAAAAGUGACAGGGGGGUCACCAUCCCAGUGGGGAAAAUAUUUCUGUGUUUCAGAAGUUUGUGAGGUCACCUGAUCACAGUUUACAUGAUUGGAACAGGAAGGUUUUUUAAUUCCCAACUGGAAAGUGUCAUUUCUCUUAGGAAAUGUUUUUAAAACAUGUUCACGCUUUUGGUGCGGUCAGGGUAGCGGGAUAUUUUUAUUUUAUUGGGGUAAAAUGUGUUUCUAAAACAAAAUGUACUUUCAUAGUCACUAUACAGAAGAUGAAUAAAUGGGUUAACAAAGAGAUAGUUUAACAUUAGCUUAUCAAACAGGGUUAUGUGAUUAAAAUGCAACAGUGUCUCACAUUUCUUACUUUUAGUGUCUUUCUUAAAACAAUAUAUAC